Messenger RNA from Morchella importuna, 1122 nucleotides. RefSeq lists its product as uncharacterized. The transcript has 3 exons. Gene Ontology annotation, cellular component: cytoplasm. The record is from RefSeq and is a predicted model, not a curated record. NCBI's taxonomy places the organism in Eukaryota, Fungi, Ascomycota, Pezizomycetes, Pezizales, Morchellaceae. Gene Ontology annotation, biological process: nuclear-transcribed mRNA catabolic process, non-stop decay; RNA surveillance; nonfunctional rRNA decay. Bases 1 to 1122 code for a protein of 373 amino acids.
AUGACCGGCUUCAUCACCCUCUUCCCCGAAGAGCCCGAAGAUAUGUGGCACGCCUUCAACCUCAUCCGCCCCGGCGACCGCCUCCGCGCCAACGCCCUCCGCCGCGUCACGCUCGAGUCCAAGACAGGCUCCACGCAGUCGCAGCGCGUGCAGACGGUGCUCACCAUCACGGUCGACAAGGUGGACUUUGACGCGCAGGCCGGCCAGCUGCACCUCAACGGGCGCGUGUGCGAGGAGAACAAGUACGUGGCCGUCGGCGUGCACCACACGCUCGACCUGGAGCUGUACCGCAACUUUACCGUCAUCAAGGCCGAGUGGGACUCGGUGGCGCUGGAGAUGGUCAGGGAGGCGUGUGAUGCGCGCGAGAGGAGCGAGAUUGGCGCGGUGGUGCUGCAGGAGGGUAUGUUGCCCGUGGGUUUGGAGCUUCUUCUUGUUCUUCUUCUGUUGCUGCUUCUGCUUGGGUGCGGUUUUGGAUUUGGGGGAGCUGUGGAGAUUGAUGGUGGUGCUGUGCCGUGUAGGGCUGGCGAAUGUGUGCUUCAUCACGGACCACAUGACGAUCCUGCGCCAAAAAGUCGAAGUCCCGUGCCGCGGAAACGGAAAGGCAUAACCUCCAGCUACGAAAAAGGCCUCGAAAAGUUCUACGAAGCAACCUACCAAUCCCUCCUGCGCCACUUUGACUUCACCGCCCUCAAAGUAAUCCUCCUCGCCUCCCCCGGCUUCGUCGCCGAAGGGCUACGCGCGCACAUCUUCGCCGCCGCCCUACGCACCGACGCGCGCCCCGUCCUCGUCGCCAAGCCCAAGUUUGUCGUCGUGCACUGCACCUCGGGGCACAUCCACUCGCUCAACGAGGUUCUCAAGUCGCCCGCCGUCACGGCCAAGCUGACAGACACAAAGUUUGCGCGCGAGACGCGGGCGGUGGAGCGGUUCUUUGCGAUGAUGAGCACGGAUGAGGCGCGGGCGUGGUAUGGGCCGCGGGAGGUGGCAAGGGCGGUGGAGAAGGGCGCGGUGGGGACGCUGCUGGUGAGUAAUAGUCUGUUUAGGAGUGAGAAGGUGAGUGAGCGCAGGAGGCAUGUGAAGAUGGUGGAGGAGGUGAAGAGGGCGGGGGGGAGGCGCUGGUGUUGA